CUUUGGUUCCUCCUACCCAGCAGUCUUUGGGGGAAGUUGGGUGAGCCCAUUUCUAGGGCGCGGGUGAACCGAGCUUGGCCCCUUCGGCGGUGGGCGGAGCCUGGGCCCGGGAGAGCUAUACUGGGUCCUGGAACACCCAGCCUGGAGGGAAGGGUUGGUCCGUCUGCUAUCCGCUAUGCCGCUGCCUGUUGCACUGCAGACCCGACUGGCCAAGAGAGGCAUCCUUAAACAUCUGGAGCCUGAACCAGAGGAAGAGAUCAUUGCUGAGGACUACGAUGAUGAUCCUGUGGAUUAUGAGGCCACCCGCUUGGAGGGUCUGCCACCAAGCUGGUACAAGGUGUUUGACCCUUCCUGUGGGCUCCCUUACUACUGGAACGUGGACACAGACCUUGUGUCCUGGCUCUCCCCACAUGACCCCAACUCGGUCGUUACCAAAUCUGCCAAGAAGCUCAGGAGCACUAACGCAGACACUGAGGAGAAGUUGGAUCGGGGCCACGAAAAACCAGAGCGGGGCCACGAAAAACCAGAGCGGGGCCACGAAAAACCAGAGCGGGGCCACGAAAAACCAGAGCGGGGCCACGAGAAGUCUGACAGAGAUCGAGAGCGUGGUUAUGACAAGGUGGAAAGAGAGAGAGAACGCGACAGGGAUCGGGAUCGUGACCGCGGGUAUGACAAAGUAGACCGGGAAGAGAGCAAAGAACGGCGCCAUCAUCGCCGAGAGGAGCUGGCUCCCUACCCCAAGAGCAAGAAAGUGGCGAGCCGGAAGGAUGAAGAGUUAGACCCCAUGGACCCCAGCUCAUACUCGGAUGCACCUCGGGGCACGUGGUCAACAGGACUCCCCAAGCGGAAUGAGGCCAAGACGGGUGCAGACACGACAGCAGCUGGGCCCCUCUUCCAGCAGCGCCCCUACCCGUCACCAGGGGCUGUGCUCCGGGCCAAUGCUGAGGCCUCCCGAACCAAGCAGCAGGACUGAGCCUCCCCGCCACCCUACCACCCCGGGGAUUUUUAAUAAAGGCUUUUCAAUGGAUUGUGA
Molecule: messenger RNA, 1033 nt
Organism: Felis catus (domestic cat)
Lineage: Eukaryota; Metazoa; Chordata; Mammalia; Carnivora; Felidae
Gene: PQBP1
Product: polyglutamine binding protein 1
Exons: 7
Coding region: 176-973 (265 amino acids)
Biological process (GO): alternative mRNA splicing, via spliceosome
Cellular component (GO): cytoplasm; nuclear body
Molecular function (GO): protein binding; ribonucleoprotein complex binding
Source: RefSeq, a predicted model, not a curated record